CAGGUGAAAGUCGCCAGGUGGCGCUCGUACACUUCCUGGUUUUACAACGCGUGCGCAGUAGAGUUACCUAGUUUUUUGGGGGAGGGCUACGUGGAACUAACUAACCUGCAAAAUGAUCCACAGUUUAUUUAUGAUCAACAGUGCGGGGGAUAUUUUUAUGGAGAAGCACUGGAAAAGUGUCAUCAGCAGAUCUGUGUGUGACUACUUUUUCGAAGAGCAACAAAAGGCCAACAGCCCAGAAGAUGUGAACCCAGUCAUCUCCACCCCCCACCACUAUCUCAUCCACAUCUACAGAGAAAACAUCUACUUUGUAGCAGUCUGUACAACAGAAGUCCCUCCCCUGUUUGUGAUAGAGUUCCUACACAGAGUAGUGGACACCUUCACAGACUACUUUGGUGAUGGGGGAGAAACUGCAAUAAAGGACAACUAUGUUAUUGUCUAUGAGUUGUUGGAGGAGAUGUUGGACAAUGGUUUCCCCCUGGCCACAGAGUCCAACAUCCUGAAGGAACUCAUCAAACCCCCAAACAUCCUCCGUACUGUCGUCAACACUGUCACAGGCAGCUCCAACCUCUCAGACACCCUCCCCACCGGUCAGCUGUCCAAUGUGCCCUGGAGGAGGGCGGGGGUCAAGUACACCAACAACGAGGCGUACUUCGACGUCAUCGAGGAGAUAGACGCCAUCAUCGACAAGCAGGGUUCCACAGUGUUUGCUGAUAUACAGGGAGUGAUCGACUGUUGUGUGAAGCUAUCGGGGAUGCCAGACCUCACCUUGUCAUUUAUGAACCCCCGUAUCUUGGACGAUGUUAGCUUCCACCCGUGUGUACGCUUCAAGAGAUGGGAGUCUGAAAGAGUCCUGUCCUUUGUUCCUCCUGAUGGUAACUUCAGACUCAUCUCCUACCAUGUUGGGUCACAGAACAUGGUGGCCAUCCCUGUGUAUGUGAAGCCCAACAUCUCCUUCAGAGAGGGAGGGGGGCGGUUUGAUGUCACCGUGGGACCCAAACAAACCAUGGGCAAACUGGUGGAGUCAGUGGUGAUCACCUGUGCCAUGCCCAAGGUGGUGCUGAACAUGAACCUGACCCCCACCCAGGGAACCUACACCUUUGACCCCGUUGCCAAGGUGUUGACCUGGGACGUGGGGAAGAUCAACCCGCAGAAGCUGCCCAACCUGCGCGGGAACAUCAGCCUGCAGAGCGGGUCUCCUCCGCCUGAGUCCAACCCCGCCAUUUCUGUUCAGUUCAAGAUCCAGCAGAUGGCAGUUUCAGGGUUAAAGGUCAACAGACUGGACAUGUAUGGAGAGAGCUCCCCAAAGAAAAGCUUCACAUUUGAGAAGUACAAGCCUUUCAAGGGAGUGAAGUAUCUGACCAAAGCAGGAAACUUCCAAGUGCGAACAUGAUGUUCCCUGGUUCUGUGUCAGCCAAGCAGACAUUUGGGGCAUCUGAGGCCAAACGGAUGUUAUUAUGUAAUAAUCUAUUGUCACUACGCAGUUUUAGCAUAAUUUGUCAAAUAUAUUUCACUAUACGUCGAUGAAGGUUAGACAUCCAGAUAAUUAAGAUAUGCAAAAAUGCAGUUACUCAAGCUACUGGAUUCCAAAAUUAUAUCCAGUUGCUUAUGAGUAACUGCUUUUUGGCAUAUAUUUGACUGUCUUUUUUCAAUAUUUAAUCUGGAAUUGAAAGACAACAUGGAGGUAUUAUGCAAGAACAAUUAUCAUAAUAAACCUUACAUCUAGUUAGUCUUCCUCCAUAAAUGUGCAUUCUCAAUACUAAGUGUCAGUGUCAGUACUUGGAUAACAAAGUUCUGUGUACACAACCAAGCUCAAUUUUUUCAAGACCAAUGUUUCUGUGACCACGUGUCACCUUAGGGCAGUUCUGACAUGGUUCUAUUGCAUGUACAUGUACACACUGCUAACAAAUGCAGUCCCUGCUGCUGCAGUGUGGAAUAGAACCAUUCAACAUUGCCAUUAGGAAGGUGACGGACAUUCACCAAAAUGUACUAGUAGGUCUUGAGUAAAACACUUUUUUGUGUAUUGAAAGAACUUGUUGUCCAGUGACUUACCAACCUGAUGAAACUAUUCAUGGCUGUCAGUUCUCAGCAUCUUUCUUUUAGUUUCUUUUACAUACUUACACAAUUCAAGCUCUGUAAAACACUCUGUUGAUGAAGGAGUGAAUAAAGUUGCACAGCCAGUAUUUGGACAAACA
Molecule: messenger RNA, 2195 nt
Organism: Branchiostoma floridae (Florida lancelet)
Lineage: Eukaryota; Metazoa; Chordata; Leptocardii; Amphioxiformes; Branchiostomatidae
Product: AP-3 complex subunit mu-1-like
Exons: 14
Coding region: 113-1393 (426 amino acids)
Biological process (GO): intracellular protein transport; endocytosis
Cellular component (GO): cytoplasmic vesicle; clathrin adaptor complex
Source: RefSeq, a predicted model, not a curated record